Fonsecaea multimorphosa CBS 102226 is the source of this 1749-nucleotide messenger RNA. RefSeq lists its product as uncharacterized. The record is from RefSeq and is a predicted model, not a curated record. The transcript has 5 exons. Gene Ontology annotation, molecular function: transmembrane transporter activity. The coding region runs from base 1 to 1749 and encodes 582 amino acids. Gene Ontology annotation, cellular component: membrane. Gene Ontology annotation, biological process: transmembrane transport. NCBI's taxonomy places the organism in Eukaryota, Fungi, Ascomycota, Eurotiomycetes, Chaetothyriales, Herpotrichiellaceae.
AUGGCUACCCGCCGGCUGUCCUCCCUGGCGGGCAGUACCAAGGAUGGACCAUUUGACCCGACCAUCGCAAAUGAAGCCCAACUUGCGCAGCUGGGCUAUGAGCAAGAACUCAAACGCUCAUUCUCUCUCCUGGGCAUGGUCGGAUUCAGCUUUUCCAUCGUCACUUGCUGGACUGCCCUCGGCGGGACUUUGAUUGUGGGCAUCGUCGCUGGUGGCCCUCCCGUCAUGGUCUGGUCGUGGGUGGGAAUCUGUCUGCUAUCUUUGACGGUUGCAUACUCGUUUGCCGAGAUGUGCUCGGCCUAUCCCACUGCUGGCGGUCAGUACAGCUGGGUCGCCAUCCUCGCACCCCCCAGAUACGCUCGCGGCGCCGCCUUCGUCACUGGGUGGUUCAUGUGUACGGGCAUUGUGGCCAUGGGCGCCGUCAACAACUUUCUCGGCGCAAAUUUCAUCCUCGGAAUGGCCAACCUGAACAAUCCAUCCUACACCAUCGAGCGCUGGCACACGGUGCUGGUGACAUACUUGAUCGCCAUCCUCGCCGCCGCCAUGAACGUCUACCUCUCCCGCUGGCUCAAUCAGAUCUCCACCUUCGCCGUGGCGUGGAACAUUCUCAGCUUUUUUGUCAUCAUCAUCACCAUCCUGGCCGCCAACGACCACAAACAGUCUGCCAGCUUCGUGUUUUCCGACUUCCAGAACCAGACGGGCUUCUCGUCCGGCGGGAUGGCUGUCAUGAUUGGCCUUUUACAGACGCUGUUCGGCAUGUGCUGCUACGAUGCUCCUAGUCACAUGACGGAAGAAAUGCUCAACCCAGCCAAAGAAGCGCCCCAAGCAAUCAUCCUCUCGGUCUAUCUGGGCGCAGUGACGGGGUUCGUGUUCCUGAUCUCGGCCUUCUUCUGCAUCGGCGACCUGGACGCCACGGCGACCACGCCCACCGGCGUGCCCCUGAUCCAGAUCUUCUUCGACAGCACCAACAGCGUGGGCGGCGCCACGACGCUCGCCGCCAUGAUCACGGUGAUUAUGCUCAUCUGCUCCAACUCGCUCAUGGCCGAGGGGUCGCGCGCCCUGUGGGCGUUUUCCCGCGACCACGGUCUCCCCUUUAGUCGAGUGUGGGCCCGCGUGGACCCAAAAUCCAAAGUCCCCGUCAACAGCGUGCUGCUGUGCGGCGUGCUCCAGGCGGGGUUGAACAGCAUCUACUACGCCUCCUUCGAGGGCUUCUCGACCGUCAUCUCCAUCGCCACCUUCGGCUUCUACCUCUCGUACGCCGCGCCCCUGUUCGUGCGUCUGUGGAGCCUCGCCACAGGCACAAACCCCGCCGCAACCACCAUCCGCGGCGGCGUCUACACUUUGGGCAAAUGGUCCCCUUACCUGAACCUAAUCGGCCUCCUGUUCCUCACCUUUGCGGGGAUCGACUUCAACUUCCCGCAAGAAGGUCCCGUCACCGCCGGCAACAUGAACUACUGCAGCGCCGCGUUCGGCGUCAUCGGCCUCGUCAGCGUCGUUACCUGGGUCUUUGACGGCCGCAAGAACUUUACGGGUCCGCACACUCCGGUCGACCUCAAUACCAUUGAGGCCGCCGCGGCCGCUGCAGCUGACAAACCAACUGCCAUGGCACCUGGGCAGACGGUGGUUGGUGGUGACUUUGACGCGAAAGGGGACGCGAAGAUGGGGACCGGUCUCGCCGCUGAGGAGAGCGUCGAUGCCUCCUCCAGCGACGAGAAGUGGCCCAUCCAGGAUGUUGGGAGAGUCGCAUGA